Messenger RNA from Arctia plantaginis, 606 nucleotides. Lineage: Eukaryota; Metazoa; Arthropoda; Insecta; Lepidoptera; Erebidae. The record is from the annotation of a GenBank genome assembly.
AUGUGCCUUUACGGGCGAGCCCAAGAAGUGAGAUUUGGAAAUGUCAUUGAUUCCGAGCGACGAAGGUGCCAACGAGGCAAUGAAGGCCACCGCACAACGGACGUGGAAGGUGGCGCCUCGCCCACUGGUUCCAUACAUCAGGCCACGCUCACCUCGGAACAAGCUCUGGUUGGCCACACCCCUACGGCCAUGCCCACGCCAAACUUAGUGGAUAUAUUAAGGAUGGUUAUGAAAGAGAAGCUAGACAAUAAGUUUGCGGCUAUACAAAACGGGCAAGAAGAUCGGCAAAAACAAAUAAAGGAUGACCAACAACUACUUUUAUCCGCCGUCAGUGAAGUGAGUGGCGCUGUAGAUAAACUACGUAAAGAUCUAGACGUAGUUGAGGCACGGGUCACCUGUCUAGGUGCUGAUGUGGACAGCGUGAAGACUGGCCUCAUGAACUGCAGUUGGCUAAAAAAAGUAGAGAAACGUCUAGAAAAAUUGAUAAAGAGGCGCGACGAGACCUCCACGUCCGCUGAAAAUCGGGUAAACGAGCAACAGUCAGGACUAGGGGGCAAGUACUGCGGAAGAAGCCCCGUCGGCGAUCAUCUCACAGGCGUACACUGA